Molecule: messenger RNA, 1424 nt
Organism: Sodiomyces alkalinus F11
Lineage: Eukaryota; Fungi; Ascomycota; Sordariomycetes; Glomerellales; Plectosphaerellaceae
Product: DUF1917-domain-containing protein
Exons: 4
Coding region: 318-1307 (329 amino acids)
Source: RefSeq, a predicted model, not a curated record
GAAGCGAAGAACAUCGCGUUCGGUAUCUGAGCUCGUCCCCUGGAUACAAUCACAUUUCUUUCUUCCCCUCGAUUCCUGAACUGCUGAAUACAGGUCGUCUAGCACCCUUGAGUGCUUGAAACAGCAGCAUUCUCUCUGGUCUGGCUCGGUCGGAAUGGAGCCAAGCUCCAUCCAUGUUGAUGUUGACUUGAAAAGACGUCUUACAAGCCAGAUCCAGUAACCGGGAUUUCUUUCCUCAUAUCGGCCCAUGUUGAUUUCGCAUCGCACCAAUUACACUAAAACAGUCUAACACACAUUCCAGGCUAAUUUCGCCAGCCAUGGAGCCGAUCUCCAUGGACGAGUCCGAGUCUGACUUUUACGGGAGUGAAGAUGUGGUUGCGAGGCUGCGCAAUAGAGUGCGCACUUUUGACACUGCGAAAUGGCAACGGGAUCGACAAGCCGCCAACCGCGUGCGCCAGCCCUUACUGCACGGGAUUGUGCCGUCAAAUUACCCCGAGCUCUAUAAUCCAUAUGCCGGGGUGUCGUACGCGUGGCAGUUUGCAGAGACAGUUGAGGACUUUUUAGUUCGUCUUCCACCCGCCACAACGGAGGCCACCUCCGCAUGUCCUUGGAUCUACAUCUGUAACCCCUCCGUUCGGCGGAAAAACAAUGACGAAGCACAGAACCAAACCUCCAGAGGCAACGAGGACGAAGCUCCUGAAGAGGAAGGCACCCAGCUGGCCAGUCUGAUAGAGGGUGGGGCAGAGAGGUUGCACCUGCUCAGGACGUUCACGGAGGCAGCGAGGAACACAGCACAGCCACCCAGCAGAAUUCAGAAAGGGAUCAGGGAGGAGAAGAGGCACGCCGUUACCGACAUUCUAACGCUCGCUCAUAAAUGUAGGGUCCAGGCAGGCAAGUGGAUGCUAUUUUGCCCACGCCAGGAAGUGAAUGGGGUAUGGGGUGUAGUAGCCAAAGCCACGGCCAACAACGAGCUAGGUAUAGCGGCCAAGGUAGCUCCGAGGCCGGCCGAUGGAGAGCGCGCGCACCGGCUCAUCUGUGUAUACACGGCCGAUUUCAAUGACCUGGAAGAUGUUGCUCGGGUCUUGGAACGACUUCAGGAGCUAGGAAUUGCCAACGCUAAUGGACCUGCCAUCUUCUACAAGCCAGUGGGAACCCCUGGCAGCUCAGAGCCUCAUUGUACAGCUCCUUGGACAUCAGAAGAAGUAGCUCUAGGGUGGUGGUUCCAACUGCUUUGGGUCAGGGACCUUCGUGAGACUCAACAUUACAAACUGCCGGGGCGUGCAUUCCGUGUUUUCCAUCCAACAUAAGGGUUCAUGAAAGUGCCAAGUGGGGUUCAAAGACGUGCCCCUGGUGGUGAGAGGUGAUAUAAGUGUGUUCUGUCGUACUGUGAUGGGCAUGGGUAUGCCCAGGCGGGUCCAAUCCCU